This is a messenger RNA of Trifolium pratense (red clover), 1397 nucleotides long. RefSeq lists its product as uncharacterized. The coding region runs from base 759 to 1115 and encodes 118 amino acids. The transcript is spliced from 2 exons. NCBI's taxonomy places the organism in Eukaryota, Viridiplantae, Streptophyta, Magnoliopsida, Fabales, Fabaceae. The record is from RefSeq and is a predicted model, not a curated record.
AUGGAGAUUAGUGUUCAUAUAAGUACUAACUCAACAAAAAUUGAUAUUGUUAGGUUGAACACUGUCACUUGCGUUCAAACCCGAAACCUCAAAGUAUGCGCGAGUUUCAACGGUGUUUGCCACUUCGUCUACAAACUAUAAAAAACAACAAAAUAAUGAAGAGUACUAUCGAUCAUCACAACCGGCCUAAGGGUAAGACAACUCAGGCAAGGGUUUUAGGCCCCUGAAAAAGAAAAAGAAAAAUUAUUAAGAAAAAAAGGCCUCUUAAAAGCCAUAAGUGAUAAGUUCAUUAGUUUACAAUAGGAAGAGGUCUCGGAGAAAAACAUAAAAUUUAUUCAAAAACUUUGCAAUUCUUCAAAAAUUCAAGCAACUUUUUUUGCCUUCACUUUAAAAUUUAUUUUAGGCCUCAUUUAGUGUUGGGCUGGCCGUGUCGAUCCUUUUGUUUCAUUACCUUCUAUUUUGAUACACUAUUCAAUAUUUUUACAUGCUUAAACAUAUAUUUAAAUGGAAUAAUUUUAAGAAAAUUAAAAAGUUAAAAAAUGAAAGACCAAAAAUUUGGGGAAGUAAUGAAAAUCUCUUCUCACAACAACAUUUAAGAAAUACUUAAGUAGUACCUUGCACAACACAGUAAAGAGAAAUUAAAUAACAAUAAAAAAACAGGACAAUAUAUAUAAUAUCUUAGGCAUUGCGGCGGCGCACAACACAGGUCUGGUCGCGUAACAAACAAACCAAACAAUAACUAAGGGGGUGCCACCAUAAUGAACAUGAAUCUACUUCAGAACCAGAAGCGUAGCAAUAGCAUGAACAUGAUGAUGACUACUAAUCCAUUGUUUAGGAGUGAUUCAUUUGGCUAUUACUACCCUCAUGAGCAACACAACUAUACUACAAUCAUGGAGAAGAGACAAUUGUUUCUUAGAAGCUAUCAAUUCACUAGAAAGAAAACUUUUUCUGAGAGAAUCAAAGGCUCUUUUGUUCGUGUUCACAAAGUUGCGUUGCGAUCUGCUAGGAAACUUCGGCGGUUGGAAUUUUCUGUUUCCAGAAUCAAAUGUAGUUUCUAUUCCCGAAGCAAUCGCAACAAGUAUCGCAAAACCCAAAUUUCCUCGUGUUUAUGUUAAUGUAUAUGCCAAAAAUUGGCAUAGAUAUAGAAAUUGGACACAACGGUCUACAAAUAGUGACGCCUCGACAUCAGUAAUAAUUUGAGGAUAUGUAACUGAUUGAAAGUAAUCACAUAAUUAAUGUGUAGAAUGCUAGAGUAGGUCCAUUACUAAUCAUCUCUCGUGAGAGAAUUGAGAGAGAUUUAUUUAAUUUGUUAUUUUUCAUUUCAUGAUUUAUCAGUUGUUGCUUUUGGAGCCCUUAGUCUUACUAGUGAUAUAAAUAUUGUGAUUGUUAAUUCGAAU